Molecule: messenger RNA, 240 nt
Organism: Penicillium angulare
Lineage: Eukaryota; Fungi; Ascomycota; Eurotiomycetes; Eurotiales; Aspergillaceae
Exons: 1
Coding region: 1-240 (79 amino acids)
Source: RefSeq, a predicted model, not a curated record
AUGGCUAUCCAGUUACAGCCCCCAUUAGCAACAACUUCCGAACUGGUCACCCUCCUGGACACGUUCGAACGCUUCUGGGUUCCCCAGUCCAAAAAUCGUCAGUCACAACAGAGCACCCGCUCUGGCACCAACUCCAAUUCAACCGGUCCUCAACUUUCAGAGCCGCCUGCAAGAAAUCACUUUACGCGUGCAAGGCCCCUAUCAACAGUUCCACCUGCGGCAGUGGAGACGGGGCCAUGA